Notolabrus celidotus (New Zealand spotty) is the source of this 1608-nucleotide messenger RNA. RefSeq names its product tripartite motif-containing protein 16-like. The transcript has a single exon. Bases 1 to 1608 code for a protein of 535 amino acids. Lineage: Eukaryota; Metazoa; Chordata; Actinopteri; Labriformes; Labridae. Gene Ontology annotation, molecular function: zinc ion binding; protein binding. The record is from RefSeq and is a predicted model, not a curated record.
AUGACUGUCCCCUGUGGUCACAGCUUCUGCAUGACCUGCAUUAAAUCCCACUGGGACAAAGAGGAUGUGAAGAGAGUCUACAGCUGCCCUCAGUGUUGGCAGACCUUCACCGAGAGGCCUGUCCUUGUGAAGAGCACCAUGAUGGCAGAUUUGGUGGAGGAACUGAAGAAGACUGCUGGUGCUGAUCACUGCUAUGCUGGACCUGAAGAUGUGGCCUGUGAUGUCUGCACUGGGAGGAAACGCAAAGCUUGCAAGUCCUGUAUGCAGUGUCUGGUCUCCUUCUGUGAGGCAGACAUCAAGCCUCAUUAUGAUUCACCUGCAUUUAAGGAACACACGCUGGUGGAGCCCUCUAGGAGUCUCCAGGAGAGUGUCUGCUCCGUACAUGAUGAGGUGAUUGAGAUGUUCUGCUGCACUGAUCAGCAGUCUAUCUGUUACCUCUGUUCUGUGAGCGAGCAUAAGGACCAUGAAACGGUACCUAUAGCAGAAAGGACUGAGGGGCAGAGAGAGCUUGAGGUGACUCGACUAAACAUCCAGCAGAGGAUCCAGGACACAGAGAGAGAGGUGAAGCUGCUUCAACAGGAGGUGGAGGCGAUCAAUGGCUCAGCUGAUAAAGCAGUGGAGCACAUUGGGAAGAAGUUCACUGAGCUGAUCUGUCUCUUGAAAAAAAGGAGCUCUGAUGCAAAGCGACAAGUUGAAAACCAGCAGAAACCUGAGGAGCAGCGCGCCAGUGAGCUUCAGAAGAAGCUGGACCAGGAGAUCACUGACUUGUAUGGGAAAAACAAGGAGCUAAAGAGGCUCUCUGAUACCAAGGAUCACACCACGUUUCUGGUCAAUUAUCCCACCUCUGUGUCAGGACUCAAGGAAGAAGACAAAGACUCAUCAAGCUUCAGAAUUGGUCCUCUGAGGUACUUGAAAGGAAUGCAUGCAGCUGUGUUAACAAUGGGAGACAAGCUGCAGGGUGUCCUGAGAGAGGAAUGGACAAAUCUGUCAAGGACAGUGACUGAAGUGGAUGUUUUACUGACACAACCAAAAAUAGAACCAGAAACCAGAGCUGAAUUCUUACAGUACUGGUGCGACAUCACACUGGAUCCUAACACUGCACACCAGAAACUGCUGUUAUCUGAUGGUGACAGGAAAGUCACAGCAACGAAGGAGAAACAGUUUGAUCUCAGUCAUCCGGACAGAUUCACUGAUGAAAUGCAGGUCCUGAGCAGAGAGGGUCUGACUGGACGGUGUUACUUUGAGGUUGAAUGUAAAAGCAGGGACAUUUGCGUGGCUGUCUCCUACAAGAACAUCAACAGGGACACCGAGAAACACUGUGAAAACACAAUUAAAUUUGGAUACAAUGAAAAUUCAUGGGCUCUAGACUGUGUACAAGAACAAUACAGAUCCUUCCACGAAUGGCGUGGCACUGCUUUCAUACGCCCUCCGUCUCCCAGAGUGGGAGUGUACCUGGAUCACGGAGCAGGUAUCCUCUCCUUCUACAGUGUCUCUGAAACGAUGACUCUCCUCCACAGAGUCAUGGCCACAUUCAGUCAGCCUCUACAUGCUGGACUAAGACUUUACCGGGCUGCUGGAGACACUGCAGAGUUCUGUAAGCUGAAAUAG